AUGCCCGCCGUCCGACCAAACGCCGCCGUGCGGGCCACACGCGCCCUGCAGCAAAAUCAAAAGACCACAACCAGACCCUUCUCGGCCACCCCGCGCGCUCCGGCCUCCCACGGUCCUCAAUACGAUCCCCCGACCGGUUGGUUGUUCGGCGUCAAGCCCGGCGAGAAGUACCAGAAAGAGGGAUGGGAGACGCCCUUCUUCUACGGAUUCUGUGGCAGCUUGGCUCUUGCUGCUGUCGCAUACGGCUUCAAGCCUGAUACCUCAAUACAAACGUGGGCUCUAGAAGAGGCGCGACGGAGAUUAGAAGCCGAGGGCAUCCUCGAGGACCCCGAGAAGAAGUGA
Daldinia childiae is the source of this 342-nucleotide messenger RNA. RefSeq lists its product as uncharacterized. The record is from RefSeq and is a predicted model, not a curated record. The coding region runs from base 1 to 342 and encodes 113 amino acids. The transcript is spliced from 2 exons. Lineage: Eukaryota; Fungi; Ascomycota; Sordariomycetes; Xylariales; Hypoxylaceae.